Bacidia gigantensis is the source of this 927-nucleotide messenger RNA. RefSeq lists its product as uncharacterized. The record is from RefSeq and is a predicted model, not a curated record. Gene Ontology annotation, cellular component: mitochondrion. Lineage: Eukaryota; Fungi; Ascomycota; Lecanoromycetes; Lecanorales; Ramalinaceae. Bases 1 to 927 code for a protein of 308 amino acids. The transcript has a single exon.
AUGCACGCCCCAAGACUAUGUAGGACUCCCUCCAGAGCGUCACUACCGCGACGGAAUACUUCUUUCUCGAUCAUCAGGUCCGAGCUUCCAAGCCGAUGCUUCUCUCAAUCCUCCCGCUUCGCAUCCGGCCACAACCGCUGGUCAAAAAUCAAGCAUGACAAAGCCAAAGCCGAUGCCUCCAUCAACCGACAGCGCUCAGCGCUUUCUCAUGAGAUAGCCACAGCAUCCCGCCUCCACGGUCCCGACCCACGCUUCAACCCUUCCCUCUUCACCAUCCUCGCUUCCGCAAAGAAAACCGGAUUUCCCAAGCACCUCAUUCAGAAUGCUAUAGCACGCGGGCAAGGCGUCUCGCCCAGUGGAAAUGUAUUGGAGAGUGUUGUAAUUGAGGCAAUGAUACCAUUGAGAAAAGGAGACAAUUCAGUGGCGGCCAUCAUAGAAUGCCAAACAGACUCAAAGGCGAAGACGAUUAUGGACCUGAAGCUUUUGGUGAAGAAACAUGGAGGUGUGGCGAUGCCCACGAGUCAUAUGUUCGAGAAGAAAGGGCGGGUAGUGUUUGCGAAUCCAGGGGGUUUGAAGGAGGAGGACAUCUUUGAUGUCGCAGUGGAGGCCGGGGCGAGUGACAUUGAGGUAACAGAAGAGAACGAAGUGGGGAAGAUAGAGGUAAGAACGGAGCCGAAGGAGACCGUGGUUGUGGUGGAGGAGAUAGAGGAAAAGUUGAAUCUGAAGAGGGAGAGAGUGGAAAUUUUCUGGGAAGCGAAGGAGGACAUGAUAGUGAAUGCAGGUGAAGGGAAGGCGGAAUCCCUGGAUAGUUUCAUGGGUAGGUUACUCUUGUCAGCCGUUCUGGAAGAAUCAAGGCUGACAAUCUGGUGUGUAGAGCAAAUAUGGGAGGAACCAAGUGUGCAGGAUGUCUAUCUUAACAUCGCUUGA